This is a messenger RNA of Pocillopora damicornis (cauliflower coral), 4225 nucleotides long. Its product is annotated as nonsense-mediated mRNA decay factor SMG5. Gene Ontology annotation, cellular component: telomerase holoenzyme complex. The record is from RefSeq and is a predicted model, not a curated record. Gene Ontology annotation, molecular function: telomerase RNA binding; telomeric repeat DNA binding; protein binding. Gene Ontology annotation, biological process: nuclear-transcribed mRNA catabolic process, nonsense-mediated decay. NCBI's taxonomy places the organism in Eukaryota, Metazoa, Cnidaria, Anthozoa, Scleractinia, Pocilloporidae.
AAGCAAAGAUGUCGGUAGUGAAGGAGAUAGUUCUGUAUUUUCAAAAAGAUUUGUAUUGCAAAAUAACCGAGAUUGCUCCUAAAAGGGGUAGUGCCAAUGAAUAUCUUCAAUGAGAAUGAAGAAAGUUUCGGUAGCUGAGGAAAACAAUGGAAAAACUCAAGGAAAAGAGGGAAGCAAGCUUAACAGGUCCUCUAUGCAACUUGCAAAUAGAGUGGAUAUUCAGCUGAGGUCUGCAGUGGAAUGGCAAGAUCUUUUUCAUCCAGAUGCUGUUGUAUUGCGACAGAGGCUUAGAGCCCAGUGCGAAAGCCUUAUUCUUCAUCAUUCCAAGGAGUAUGGCCGUAGGGCUGAAGAACGACUAUGGAGAAAGGUCUUCUAUGAUGUCAUCCAGAAGCUCAGGAACCAUAGAAAGAUCCAAGAGGGUGAUACCCUUCCUCUAGAUGGAGUUCUCCGCACCCAUCUGUCCUCUGCAGCUGGAUAUUAUUACCACCUGUUGACUCAUCUUCAAUGGCGAUAUCACCUUGCUGUUGAUGGUAUAUUGUCUUGGGGUUUGCUAUCCAGGCACCAAGCUGAAAAUCAGGAUGAAGAGGUCCAAUCCUGGGCAGUAAAAGCCUGUCAACGCUGUCUCAUAUUCCUUGGAGAUAUUGCACGGUAUCAAUCAGACAUUGAAGGAGAAGAUGCUAUUAAACUUGCUGAGAGGUUCUACUCUGAAGCAGCUCUCAUUAAUGUUGACAUAGGCAUGCCUCAAAACCAACUUGGAACCCUUGCUGGCACGAAAGCUUAUGGCUGUGAGGGAGCCUAUUUUUACUUACGCUGUUUGUUGUCCAAGGAGGUGUUUGAUGGUGCUGAAGGAAACUUGCUGAGAAUUUUUGAAAAGAACCGUUCCAUCCUGCAUAGGAUUAAAGAGUUGCCUUUGGAUGAGCCCAGACCCAAAGUUCACCCGAGAUAAGCAGUGAAGACAUAGGUCAUCUUUGCCAGUCAGUAUUACAGGACUUCAGUAGUGUCCUAUCUGUAGAUCCAGCCUCCUCCACUCCAAGCCACAACUCAUCACUAGAAAAUGGUCUGAUUGCUGCUCAGGAAAAUGGCGGUCUGGAGCAUGACGUCACUGAAGACAUCGAUGACGUCAUAAGCAGCUCGCUUAUGGUGAAGCUGGUUGUCAUGGCGAUUGCAGCUGUGACCAGACUACAGUCAAAGGGUUCUCAAGAGUCGUCGGUAGCAAUAGCGUUCACUUUAGCGUUCUUGUCUCUUCUUCUUCAACACUGUAUUUCGUCGUUAGAGAUUUACUUAGCUAAAGAACACUCCAACGCAGAACACCAAGCGAUGAACGGACCAGCAAAUGCUGUGCUCUCACACAACGGGCUGAAUUCGGAAAAGUUGUCGAAACACGAUAAUUCCGUGACAGGAAUUACAGCGCAAAGUAAUUUAAACCGAAACAAAGCAAUCAAGAACGUCUUGAAACAUCGGCGACGAAGAAGGAGGCGAAGAAAUAUCGAUUACAGCUUUGACAGCUACAGUGGCAGCGGAAGUGAUUUGGAGGAGUCGGAAGACAAUGAAGAAGACGAAGACAGCGACUUGAGUGAAGGCGGAGAAAUGGACGGGGAGUUGGAGGAUUUGGUCAGCGAUGAAGAUGACAGUGAAGAUGUUUAUGUAGAAAGUGAAUCGGACGAAGAGGGUAGUAACACUGGAUCCCUGCCAAAGGCGAUGUCCACGGCUGCAAAUGGACGACAUCUGAUGAAGGAAACACAGCAUAAACCCGCAGACAAGUCGCUUUGUCAUCAAACUGCUUCAGACAAGCUGGGGUUUAGAGCCAGUCUAUUGGGACAAAAUGGGAUUUCAGUGGGGAAAGUUUUCAGGCCUGAUCUGUUCAGUGAUGUGAGCGACGCAGAAACAGAGUCUUCAGUGGCCUCAAGAGCUGAAAUACUUAGAGAUUGUGUAGAAUCCAACUUGCUGAAGGCCAUAGCCAAUCAGAAGCUCUUACCUGCCAUCAAGGUGAUGACUGACUGGCUGCGACUCAACGGAGAACUGGUGAUGACUUGUGUUGAGAGCCUCAGCUCCCUGUGGUCAAGACUGGCUGUUCUACUGAACAAGUUUCCAUCGCCAGAGCAAAUGAUUGUUGCAGUUCCAUUAACAAGACUGCAAACAUGGCAAAGUGUUCUUGACGAGCCGCUCGAUAAGGACUGGGUCCAAACACGUGGUCUACCAGAAGACAUGUCUCUGUUAGGAUUUACUCCACUGACCGCUAUACACAAUAGGCUCGACAGGAAGUGGAGCAGGCUUACGAGGGACUGCUACUAUCUUGAGGCUGCAGUUCGAGUUCAGUGUUUGAGAAGCUUUGGAAUGAAGGUGGCUUCUACUCAGGAGCUUAGUUCGUUCGAUUGGGACCCGAACACACAUCAGUUUGUUGGACCUCAGCAGAUGGCGGAACGAGAACAAAUGAUGGCUGUUGAUAAACGACCUGCAGCACCGCCUGUGGGAGAUCAUGAUAGACGAGCUAGAGUGAUGAAAGUGAUGGCGCAACAGUUAUUACAGUCGGAAGUGGCUGAACUAGAGAGCACCCUUAACGCAGCUCCUCAUGAUGGACCAGUUUAUGUUGUUCCUGAUGCUAUGGCACUUUGUACUCAGUUACAUCUGGUGCGAAGACUGAUCGCCUCGGAAAAACUUGUGGUCAUCAUUCCUAUCCAAGUAAUUUCUGCGCUUGACGAUCUGAAAAAGUAUGACAGUGGUGCGAGAGAGGCUACUAAGUUUUUAGAGCAGGAGUUUAAAAAAGGCAACAGAUGGAUUAGAGCUCAAAAAGAGAAUGAAACCUUAGACGGACAACGGAGGCGCGGACGUUAUGAGGACGUGGCAGUGUGGCGUUUCAAUCAAAUCGUCAGCUGUUGUCGCUUCUUCCUGCGUCAAACUGGCAAGGGCCUCGUGACUUUACUAACCGGAAGUACCUCGUAUGAGGCUCCAAAGCGAGGCCAAAGAAAGGGUGUGACCUCUAGUGGUACCCAGGCUACCCCAGAAGCAGUGGAAUUUGCGCGAAGCUACGGAGUCAACGUGGAAUCUCUUCGCGCGUUCUGUGCCCGGUUCUCCAAGCAGUAUAAGGCAGUUACGUGACGUUUCGUGGAAAUCCAGAUGUUCUGGAAGAGAUAAAGAUAUGAUGGGUUGUGCACCUAACCCUACCAACCUAAAAUGUAGGGCUGAAAAACAACAUGACCCAGCAAUACCAACCUAGCCGGGUGCAGUCUAUAGAUAAAGCAAACCACCACAGGGUAACAAGCUUGUUCCCUAUUGCUUAAGGAGAUGUUUAAGUGUAACCUUUCAAGUAUGGCACCCCUUUCCAAGAUAACGUUCUAAAAAUUGUAGACGAAUUUCAUUUCAGCCUUUAUAAAGGUGUGUGCGGCUUUCAUUAGCCGUUACAGCUCGCAAUUUCUGUGUUUGAAGCAAAACGUUCGGUUGUCAUUCGGCCAUCAAUGGCCAUACCCAUCAUGUAAGACAAAUCCUAUCUUCCUGCCUUCUCGACUUAAAUUUGUAUUUGAAGUAACAACUGUGGGAGGGUGGGGUCGUGAGUGAUUGGUAUUGAACACUAAGUUGUUGCAUCUCGAUAGUAGUCGGUUUGACCUCCGCCGAUUAUCUCGGAUUUUGUCUGAAAAUGUCAGUAAUCAAGGUAAAAGUUAAAAUAGGUAGACCAUGAUUUAUUGUGUUGGCUCUCAGCAAUCUUCAUUAUUAAGUGUUUUCCAAAAUGUUUCACGUCAUGACGGUAGAUAUGUUAAGCAAACACACUCGUUGCUGUCAAAAUUACGCUUUGUUGCUAAAUGUGCGUAGCUAAAUGUGCGUAAUAGUAUGGUAGGCAUGGGUAAAAGUACUUCCAUUUAUCUUCAUGAAUAACUUGGACCAUUAGAGACGGUUUUUCCUUAUAUUUAAAGGUGAUGGCAUACUGAUCCAUGUGGACUGUAGAUUGUUAGCGUAAUGGAACCCAGCAUGAUUAGUUUGCUUAGAAAGACACGAUUUGAAAACCUUCCUGUUUGAAAAGUUUUUCUUUUGCACACUAUUUGAUCAUGGGGCAUGAUUCGACGUUGCUUGAUUGAUUCAUUUCACGCGCUUUAAAAGUAAACAUCGAGCAGAUAAGUAGUAAGGUGGCCGAAUAAGAAAAUGUUAGAUCUUGAAAGGUGUCAGAAAUCGACGUUGCAUUGAUGCAUUGUAGAGACAAUUAGUGAAUCAAUAAAUGUGUUUUCUUGGACAAUCA